AUGAAACGAAUCGCUGACGCCGUAUCCUUCGCUUCUUCUCAUUCUCGGCUAUCCAUUGUCCCACCACCUAUCAUACGUCACGACGGUUUCUUAUCCCCUGCUCCGUCAUUCCCUCUCGAUCCACUCACCACUUUCGUUCCCUCUUUCUCAACCCCUGCCUCACCGACUCCCCUUCCACUCGCUUCGUUGAUCGAUUACGACCUCAUUGUUGACCUGGAUGACGAUGCCAUCUCAACUCCAUUGACAUCUAUCAUCACACCUUUCAACCCCAUCGGCAUACCUCACACAGCCAAAUCUCCCACAGCAGUUGGCGAACCACUCGGUCCACCACCCAAUCCUGAUACCAACGGAGAGAGUAACCCUCAAAGACCUCCCAUCCGCCCCAACUCUGGCAUACGAUCCCGUUUCGACCAAGAACCCAACCCAUUCGAACAGUCCUUCUCUCGGUCAUCACAUCACUCCAGCUCAUCACUCUCUGACCGAACCACUCCUCCCCGUGGCACCGACGCAACCAGCACACGUCACAACGCUUUACCGCCUCUAUCAUCACUGACAAGUCCAGCAGCAGCUGAUCCAAGUCAGUUUCCCUGGCUUGCCAAUUCCCUUCGAUCCGGCCCGCUGAGUCCGGCAAUGCUUGCUGGACCUCAGAGCGGUAAUCCCCAACCAAACAACGCCAACAAUCGUGUAGGUGGACCGAACGAAGCGAACGGUAAUCCAAGUGAAGGCGCGGCAGCUUUCGAAUCGACGGGAUUUAGAACUGGGUUCACCCCAGGAACAGGAUCCGGCUUCACUCCUGCCGGUUACAACUCUUUCAUGGGACCCAAUCUUGGUGCUCUCGCGAUGCCUUCGCCUAACACCGCCGCGUUCCUCAACAGUAUCACCAAUUCGACUCCUUUGGCCGAAGGUAGCGAUGUAGCUGCCGCUGCCGCUGCGAACGGUGGUCAUCCCCCUAUCCAAGGUGAUGGAAACACCUUACAGCCGCCUUCAGCCAUCCCUCCGCAUUUACAACAGCAUCAUGGUCUAUCUCAUACCAACUCUCAGAAUGAGGUGCCUCAAGAGACUAUCACCCCAAACACGCUGUCCGCUCUCACUGGGGUGUUUGGUGAGAUGGCACGAGCCAAUCAAGGACCACAACCUGGACCACCUUACUUUGCCUCUGCAAUGGGACCACCUCACCCUGGUGCUGUACCAGUCCCAAUGCCACAUGUAGACUACGCUCAGCAGAGUGCCAAUGCCGCUUCUCAAGCUGCUAAUGGACUGUUCUUGUUGUCCCAAGCGCACCAGGAGCUGUCCAAGCGCGAGGAGGAAGGUAGAGGUGGUACACCCGCAAGAGGUGGACGAGGUCAAGGGAAAGGUGCCAACGGUGCUCAGGCGGGUCAGAAGAGGAAAUCGGAUGUUGGAGGAGGACCUGGUUCUGCGAAACCAGCCAAGAAAGGAAAGAAGAAUUCUAUGGGCGCAGCUGGUCCACAGCAAGGUUCGACACCGCCUAAAUCGGCCAAACAGGAAAGUAUCGACUCGGGCGAUUCGGAUGAUGACGACGGCAAGUAUGAUAUGGGGAAUAAUGGCGGUAAACCUGAGACGGAGGAGGAUAAACGAAAGAAUUUCUUGGAACGUAAUAGACAGGCCGCACUGAAAUGUCGACAACGUAAGAAAGCAUGGUUGAACGAAUUACAAUCGAAAGUCGAAGGAUUAACCAUCGAGAAUGAAAGAUUACAACAGACGAUUCAGUCGAUGCAUGAAGAAGUUGGUCGAUUGACUGCUAUACUGAUGCAACAUCGGGAUUGUGGUUUGGCCAUUCCAACAGCUUAUGGAAGACCUAUUCGAUAA
This is a messenger RNA of Kwoniella botswanensis, 1827 nucleotides long. RefSeq lists its product as uncharacterized. The coding region runs from base 1 to 1827 and encodes 608 amino acids. Gene Ontology annotation, molecular function: RNA polymerase II cis-regulatory region sequence-specific DNA binding; DNA-binding transcription factor activity, RNA polymerase II-specific. The record is from RefSeq and is a predicted model, not a curated record. Lineage: Eukaryota; Fungi; Basidiomycota; Tremellomycetes; Tremellales; Cryptococcaceae. Gene Ontology annotation, biological process: regulation of transcription by RNA polymerase II. The transcript is spliced from 2 exons.